AUGUGCCUCAUUGAAACACUCAUUCUUCAGGAUGCUAAUUCUGCUUCUGCUUCUGCUUCUGCUUCUGGUGGUGGUGGUGGUGAUGCGUCCGGUGGCGGCUGCGGCGAUCAAAGCGUGUCCGAGGCGUUGCUCGCGUUGUUUGCGGACCGUGCGCUUGCAGCCAUCGUUGGGGACGCCGUGUCUCCGCUUUGCGGAGGCGGCAACAGCAGCAGCAGUGUUACAGCUGUAGUCUCUGGCGACAAGAGGGCACCGAUAUUCAGCGCACAGCACGACCGUCACACACGCCAGAGUCAAGGGAGACAGCGACCGCCACCGCAACAACAGCGGCAGCAACGGCAGUGGCGCUCUCGCAGGGAAUUUUCGUCGGCACCCGAUUCAACUUCUGGUGCUACUGCUGGCAAUGAUGUUGCGGUUGCCACCUCUACUGCAUGCCUGGCAGCGCGUUGCCUGCGCUUGCUCAUACAACACGCACCGUUUUAUCGCAAUGGGGCCUUUUAUUUGAUGCAGCACCUCCCCUCUGUGUCGCGUGUGCUGGAGGUGAGCGUGCGGCUGGCGGAGCAGCACGAGGCCCGCCGCGGCGACGGCGUACCGAACAGCCACAACAACAGCACUAGUAACGGCAGCAGCGACGGGGCCGCGCUGAUGCUCGCGGUGGAACUGGCGAUUCUGCUGGGCCUCUGUCUCUCGCAGGACCCGCGGGCGCGGCAGCUGCUCGCCUCUGAGUUCUCUCACCACAAUGAGGAUGCGCAGCAGGUGCGUCGCGCACUCAUAUCGAAUCUAAACCUUGUUUCUCUGUCGUACCUCGGGUCCAGCAGCAACAGCAGCAGCACCGACGCCUCAGAAGUGUUCCGCAUUGUGGACGCGACAGGUGCGCUGAUGAACGGACUCCACGCGGUGACGUGGGACACACCCGACCACCCCUCACGCCCGUCGGUGCACACUCUCUUUGCGGCGCAGGAGCAGCGGUGGAACACGGGUGAGCAACCGCCCUCCACCGCGGGUGAGCACAGCAGUGGCGGUAGCAGUAACAACGAGAGCGACAAGAACAAUAACGACCCUGGCAAGAGUGGGCGGAAGGAGCGGAGUGGUAGUGGGAUCUUGGGUGAGGAGAUGUACGCGUCGCUGGCAGUCUCGGAGCAGCAGCGCCAUCAGCGCCUCACAUUCAUUGUACUUAGCUACGCGAUCCACCAUACGUUUAGGGCUGCCUUUACGGAUGCCGCCGCAGCACUCAACUUCUCCGAACCGCUGCGUGGUGCCGUAGGAGAGGACGUAAGUUACACUGGUACCGCAAAAACAGCAGCAGCGGCAGUCGGCGUGGAGAGGGGGGAACAGCAGCAAAACAGCACGGCAGCAUCAGGCCACGCGGCUGCUGAUGCCGCCAGUAGUGGCGUGAAUGCGCCCAAGAAGAUGCGCUACUACGAUGCCUACAUGUUGGACGCCAGCAAGACAGCCAAUGCGCAAGAACAGAAGCAGCGGCAAGCUGAGGCAUCGGUGCUGUCGCCCGCUCCGCGCAAUCCGCGAGAGAGGAGGCUGACGUCGCCUUCGCGGGCGUUGGCCGCAUGGUCAGAUGACGGCAGCAGUGUCGUGGAUCAGGCCGACGACACCGCCGCCGUGUCGACGGAGGAGGCGCGCGUCUUUCUGAAGUUUCACCGUGCGCUGCAGCUCUUCACCGACCUGGCGGCAUUCUACUCUGCGCAGCCGACGUCGGCGCUCGCACGUACGGUGGUGUACGAGGCGACGACGGAGAAGGGGAUGGUGCGGCGGCAGGGACGCCGCCAGGCGCAGCGGACUGUGGCGAGACUCCUGCAGGAAGGUGCCGCUGCUUCAUCGCAUUCCCAGCCACAACAGCAUCAGCCGCAUGAGCGGAAGCACGAGCAGAUUCGGCGGCCCAAUUUGGGUCUCAUUGGGGUAAAUCUACGUUCGUGGUCGCUGGACGAGCUUCAGGAGGGCGAUCUCUUUUACUUCUGCAUCCCCUACACGCAGCUGACGACCGCGGCGCUGGAGCACACGCGACGCCGUGCGCUGGAGCAUGGCCGUCGCGUACGGAAGCUCUUCGCCAUCACGCCGCAGUCAGCAAAGGCGCGACGUUGGCUGCUGCAUGAUGUUGUGGUGAACAUCAUGCCAGGCGCAGUUCACGCACUAUCGCAGUUCAUCCAGUGGUUCCACAUCUAUGGUGAAGAGAACGUGAAGCUGCCGCUGCUCAUAUACUUCCACAAGGACGAAAAGGAGCGGCAGGCUGCGGUGGAACGACAACGGAGCGGUGACGGGGUGCAGAUCUCAUCCUCGUCAGGAGCACCCGAUGCCCAGAAAGAACAAGGACAAGAAUGCGAAGGAAGUGAUGGAACUGCCUCGCUGCCGUGCCCGGACGAAGUGUCGCUUCAUGCGGGGAACCUUAUCCCGCUGCUGCAGCAGGUGAGCUUUUACUUUGAGCGACAUCACCACCUGCCAGAUCAGCAGCAGGAGCAGGAGCAGGAGCAGGAAGGUGAUAUGCAGAAGAACGAGGUACAAGUACAUUGGCCAUCCCCCGCCUCUCUUAGCCGCAGCGGGGUUGGAGAAAGCCUGAAGCACUCGUCGCCACGUGCCGGUGGAGCAGGAGCCCUCUCCGCAUCGCCGCAGCGGAAGUCGGUGCUUCUGCGAGAUAUUGAUCGGCAGAUUCAACGGCUGCAGGCAGCGGAAUUCCGCGGGGAUGAGGAUAGCGCCAAACUCGCAUCAAGGCUGCUUCUCCCUGAGGUGACUCAGAGUCCGUUCGUCACGCUUAGCCCACCACCUGCUGGCUACAAUGGUGCGGACAGCGACGUUGGGGUUGCAAGCGACGGUGAUGAGGAUGAGUUUGACGAAUUGAGGGGACUGUAA
Molecule: messenger RNA, 2853 nt
Organism: Trypanosoma grayi
Lineage: Eukaryota; Euglenozoa; Kinetoplastea; Trypanosomatida; Trypanosomatidae
Product: putative casein kinase II, alpha chain
Exons: 1
Coding region: 1-2853 (950 amino acids)
Source: RefSeq, a predicted model, not a curated record